AUGAUAAGGAAAUUUUUAAAGAGCUAUAUUUUCAUUUUAUCAACCUUAUUUUUUUUGUAUAAGAGUAACCUAGGGCUUUGCUCAGCAGAUAACAAUCAGGGGAAUGAAAAUUACCUAAACAGAACUAUAAACAUUUUGAAUGCAGGAAAGAGCAUAGCUAAGCGAUAUGGUCAUAGCCAAUUAAAGCCAAUACAUAUCUUGACAGCUUUGGCAAAGAGCGACUAUGGUUCAAAUUUACUCAAGGAGAAUAAUGUGAAUGCCAGUAAUUUGAAGGAAUACAUAGACUCAGCUUUGGAGCAAACUAGAGUUGGAGCGCCUCUGGACAAUAAAGUUAGGAUCACAUACUCGGACGAAGUAAAGGAGGUUCUAGCAGAAGCAGAAGCAUUGGCAAGCAAAUAUAAAAGUCAGAAGGUAGAUGUAGAGCAUCUGCUAAUUGGUUUGAUGACAGAUGAACUUGUAAACGAGAUUCUAAAUGAGGUGUAUUUAACAGAUGAAGCUGUAAAAGGAGUGUUAAAAAGUAAGUUAGAAAAAACAAAGAAAGAUAAAGAUGGGAAAUUAGGAAAUUUAUAUAUAGAACAAUUUGGUUCAAAUUUAAAUGAAAAGGUAAGAAAUGGAAAAUUAAAUGGUAUAUAUGGAAGAGAUGAAGAAAUAAGGGCUGUGAUAGAAUCAUUAUUAAGAUAUAAUAAGAAUAGUCCAGUUUUAGUUGGUCAUCCAGGUACAGGUAAAACUACUAUAGUAGAAGGUCUUGUGUAUAGAAUAGAAAAAGGGGAUGUACCAAAGGAGUUAUUAGGAUAUACAGUUAUUAGUUUAAAUUUUAGAAAAUUUACAUCCGGAACAUCAUAUAGAGGAGAAUUUGAAUCAAGAAUGAAAAAUAUUAUAAAAGAAUUAAAAAAUAAAAAGAAUAAAAUUAUCUUAUUUGUUGAUGAAAUACAUUUAUUACUAGGUGCAGGUAAAGCAGAAGGAGGUGCUGAUGCAGCUAAUUUAUUAAAACCUGUUUUAUCAAAGGGAGAAAUUAAAUUAAUUGGAGCAACGACUAUAGCUGAAUAUAGAAAAUUUAUUGAAAGCUGUUCAGCAUUUGAACGAAGAUUUGAAAAAGUUUUAGUUGAACCACCUUCUGUUGAAAAUACAAUCAAAAUUUUAAGAUCAUUAAAAAGUAAAUAUGAAAGCUUUUAUAAUAUUCGUAUUACAGAUAAAGCAUUAGUUGCUGCUGUAAAGGUGUCUGAUCGUUUUGUUAAAGACAGAUAUUUACCAGAUAAAGCUAUUGACUUAUUAAAUAAAGCUUGUUCCUUUUUACAAGUACAGUUGUCAGGUAAGCCAAGAAUUAUAGAUGUAACUGAAAGAGAAAUAGAAAGAUUAUCCUACGAAAUUAGUACAUUAGAAAUGGAUGUUGAUAAGGUAUCAAAAAGAAAAUAUAAUAAACUAAUUAAAGAUUUUGAAGAGAAAAAAGAAUCAUUAAAAAAAUAUUAUGAAGAAUAUGUCAUAUCUGGAGAAAGGUUAAAGAGAAAAAAAGAAAUCGAAAAAAAAUUAAAUGAAUUAAAAGAAUUAGUACAGAAUUAUAUAUAUGCAAAUAAAGAACCACCUAUAGAAUUACAGAAUAGCUUAAAAGAAGCACAAGAAAAAUAUAUGGAAGUAUAUAAAGAAACAUUAGCUUAUAUUGAGGCAAAAACACAUAAUGCUAUGAAUGUUGAUGCUUUGUAUCAAGAACAUGUUUCUUAUAUCUAUUUAAGAGAUUCUGGUAUGCCCCUUGGUUCCUUGUCCUUUGAAUCAUCAAAAGGUGCUUUAAAAUUAUAUAAUAGUUUAUCUAAAUCUAUUAUAGGUAAUGAAGAUAUUAUUAAAUCGUUAAGUGAUGCAGUUGUUAAAGCAGCAACAGGUAUGAAGGAUCCAGAAAAACCAAUAGGUACCUUUCUAUUCUUAGGACCUACUGGUGUGGGUAAAACAGAAUUAGCCAAAACUUUAGCAGUUGAAUUAUUUAGUUCUAAGGAUAAUUUAAUUCGUGUGAAUAUGUCUGAAUUUACUGAAGCACAUUCUGUUUCUAAAAUUACUGGUAGUCCACCAGGAUAUGUAGGGUUUAGUGAUUCUGGUCAGUUAACCGAAGCAGUUAGAGAAAGACCACAUUCAGUUGUUCUUUUUGAUGAAUUAGAAAAAGCUCAUGCUGAUGUUUUUAAAGUUCUUUUACAAAUUUUAGGAGAUGGUUAUAUUAAUGAUAAUCAUAGAAGAAAUAUUGAUUUUUCAAACACCAUUAUUAUUAUGACAUCUAACUUAGGUGCAGAAUUAUUUAAAAAGAAAUUAUUCUUUGAUGCAGAUAAUUCAGAUACACCGGAAUAUAAAAGAGUUUUUGAAGAUCUUAGAAUUCAACUAAUUAAAAAAUGUAAAAAAGUGUUUAAACCAGAAUUCGUUAACAGAAUUGACAAAAUUGGUAUUUUUGAACCAUUAAAUAAAAAGAAUUUACAUCAAAUUGUUAAGUUAAGAUUUAAAAAAUUAGAAAAACGUUUAGAAGAAAAAAAUAUACGUAUUUCUGUAUCAGAAAAAGCUAUUGACUAUAUUAUUGACCAGUCCUAUGAUCCAGAAUUAGGAGCAAGACCAACUCUUAUAUUUAUUGAAAGUGUUAUUAUGACGAAAUUUGCAAUAAUGUACUUAAAGAAAGAGUUAGUUGAUGAUAUGGAUGUACAUGUUGACUACAACAAAGCGGCCGACAAUUUGGUUAUAAAUCUUUCAAUGACAUAA
Messenger RNA from Plasmodium malariae, 2724 nucleotides. RefSeq names its product heat shock protein 101, putative (gene HSP101). Gene Ontology annotation, molecular function: ATP binding; ATP hydrolysis activity. The transcript has 4 exons. Bases 1 to 2724 code for a protein of 907 amino acids. Gene Ontology annotation, cellular component: cytoplasm. The record is from RefSeq and is a predicted model, not a curated record. Gene Ontology annotation, biological process: cellular response to heat. NCBI's taxonomy places the organism in Eukaryota, Apicomplexa, Aconoidasida, Haemosporida, Plasmodiidae.